This is a messenger RNA of Mytilus californianus (California mussel), 2986 nucleotides long. Its product is annotated as centrosomal protein of 89 kDa-like. The record is from RefSeq and is a predicted model, not a curated record. Gene Ontology annotation, cellular component: ciliary transition fiber; centriole. Bases 27 to 2405 code for a protein of 792 amino acids. Gene Ontology annotation, biological process: cilium assembly; mitochondrion organization; chemical synaptic transmission. The transcript is spliced from 22 exons. Lineage: Eukaryota; Metazoa; Mollusca; Bivalvia; Mytilida; Mytilidae.
GGGACUUCCGGUAUUUGAAAAAAAAUAUGACCGGACGGGGAAAGAAGAAAAAGACCUAUGGCACAGUUUCAGCAGGUCUUCUUCCAGUGGCUGCCUUUUCAGCUGUACCAAGGACCCCACCACCAGAAACUCCUGUAGGCAUUACUCCAGGACUAGCCAUGACUACUGGAGUACUAAAAGCCUCGAUGCUUGGCAGAUUGAGAAUGCCACCAACUGGCCAUGAUGAAGAUGUUCUUAGUGACCCAGAGAGUAGUUUAUAUGAUUACCAACAGAUGGAGGAACCUGGGUAUUCAUCUGUAGAGUUUGGAAGAACUGGUGGAUCUAGGAAGAGGAUCAGUUACUCUGAUAGAGAUAAGGCUCCUACCCCUCCACCUGGUACUUCUCAACAACAGUUUGAUGCAGAUAACGAAUACCGGGUCCUUGAUCCGGAAGCUGUAAAAAGGGAAGCAGAGUUAAGUGCAUUAUAUGCCACACCCAAUAAAGAUCGUAAAAGACAGUCGCAGACAGUUAAUGGGCAGCAAUCAUUACAACACACAGGGCAGAGAGUUAGAGCUGAGAUGAAACGCUACCAUGACAUGGAACAAGAAGAUACUGAUAAUGAAGUAGAAGAUAUCAUACCCAAAGUAACUGUGGAACGACAAACUACAUCACCCCAUAAAACUCCUAGUCAAAGAUCAAAAAGAGAUGAAUCUCCUGUCCAUCAGGAAAAGCCAAUAGAAAAAGCAGUGGAGGUCAAACAGUCAUCCAUCAGAGCAGAAUCUCCUGACAGAAGUCAUAGAUCUGGUGCUAACACAGCUCGAAGUGGUGCUAACACAGCGCGAAGUGGUGCUACAACAGCUAGGAGUCAUGAUUCUUUACAGCAAAGUCUGGAGGGAGAAAAUUAUAUCCUGAGAUCAAAAGCUGAACAACUAGAGUCAGAAGUUAUAUCACUGAAACAUGUGACAUCAGCUCUGGAACAUGGUGAUCAUGACACAGCAAUGAAUUUAAUGUUAAAGAAACAGUUACAAGAAAUGAAGGCAGAAAAUGAAACCUUGAAGAACAGCAUACACAGACUGACAGUAGAACUCAGUGCUUAUCAGGCUAAAUUUAGACCACUUUCUGCUGAAGAAAAGACAACGGCUGGUCUGCUGGGAUUACCUAGGGAUGGACCAAUACCAUCUUGGCUGAUUGAUACAAAAUAUUUAUCUCCCUUAUUUAUGGCCUAUGAUGACAGAAUGGCUGAAAAAGAUAAAAUAAUACUCAAAUAUCAGGAAGAUUUUGACAGAUUAAGAAGAAACGCUGAAUCAAUAGUGGAUGAAAAUGAGCAGCUACAACAUGACCUUGAAGAAACAGCAACAAAAGGACCUGUAGAUAUACAUGAAUGGGAACAAUUGAAAGAAAAUGCUAAAUUAAUACUUGAAGAAAAUCAGAAUUUACUGGAACAAAUCAACAUAAAAGAUCAAAAGGCACAUGAUUUACAGCAAGCUCAUAUACGAGAAGUGUCCAAAGUUACAAAAGAAUUGGUUAUGAUCAGGGCAGAAAAAUCGGACACAGAUAGGGAACUUGAAGAAUUACAACGAAAAUGGAAGGAUACAAAACAAAAACAUGAUGAGCUGAUCAGAGAGGGUGAAGAUAAAACUACUGUAGACCAGUAUAUCAACAAGAUUGCUGAUCUCAAAAAAGAAAUGUUAGAUAUAGAAGAUCGCCAUAGGAAAGAUUCGGAAGAACUCAAAAUCAAAUUACAGGCAAUGGAAAAUGAGAGGAAAUCUCAGACUCAGCAAAUGAUAGAGUUAACAGCAGAAAUCAAAAGACAUCAGGCUGAGAAAAAAGCUAUGCAUAGAAGUAUGAGGAAAACUCAAAACAAGAUGUUGUAUCUACAAAGAGCUAUAGAACAGUCAGAAACAAAAGAACAGUCAGUUCAAGAUUACCUAGGCAAUAUUAUAAGAGUGGCAGAGAAGGUUGCACAGGAAAGAGAUAAUUAUGCCAAAGUGGCUAAGGAGAAUGAGAUAGAAACAAAGAAAGCUGUUAACAAGUUACUCCAGGAUAAUAUGAUGAAAGCAAAACUGGAAGAGAAACUUAAGCUAUACAAAAUGAGAGCAGCUGCAAAGAUUAAUACUGUUUCUGGCAGGCUAGCAGAACAAGACCAAACAUUCUUAAGUCAGAAAAAAGAAUAUGAGAGAGAGAUUAAACAUUUACGACAUUUAAUUAAGGACAAAGAAGAUCUAAUGCAUGGCUUUUCAGACGAGAAAAGAGAUGCAGAAGAUGAAUUGGAAGUGAUGUGGCAGGCAGCACAUAAUGAGAAUGAACGAAUGAAAGACGUUUUACACAAAACUGUUAGACAACUACGCCAACAUGAAGCUUUAUCAGAUGCCAUGGAUAGGGCAGAGCCUAAAGAGCUUGUCCAUGUGUCGUCUGAUGAACAAUGAUCUCCAGUUAUCUCCCUUGUCAGUUCUCAGUCCAAAUAGUAUCAGUAGAAAAGUCAAAUUGAGAUUUCUGUCAUAAUGUCUUGUAAUUCUUGUGGAAUUCAAAUGAUAACAUCAUGGAAAUAAUAUUUCCUUGGUGAAAGGAUUUAUUUCACCUGUCUGGAUUCUCAUGAAAAUUGCAUCAGAAAGUGCUUAUAUUUGAAAGGAAGAAAGUCAUAUUAGCAGCUUUUUACUAAAAAAAUCAUGGGAAAAUUGUAUAAGAAAUUAUCAGUCUCAUGAAAAAAGGGAAUACAGAGAUAUUUUUCGUUUUUAUUCUGUGAAAGAAAACAAAAUAACAUUAAUUUGUAUCCAUAAGCAUGCAUUGUAUCAUACAAAUAGUAGAUGUAACCUUGAACAAUAUAAGAUUCUUCUACUUUAAAUUUUCUUUUUAAUUUAUCUAAAGAUGCAUACCUAAUUUACUGAUGUACACGUACAAUGCAUUGAUUUUUCUAAUUUUAAGAAGAUAUUUAUUUUUUUUCAUAUUUUACACAACAAACAUUUUUCACACAAUGUCACUUCAUUGUAGAUUAAAAUUCAAAUAUCUA